CACGAGGGGUGUGGCAGUGAUGUCACGACCACCGCAAACAAAAUGUUCCGAACGCUGGGGCAGCGGAGCACCCCUUUAAUGGGGGGCAGGAACGCAGUGUGAUUGGACCUGAAAUGGUUGCAGAUUUCCCCACAUGCGAACCUGCUGUAGAAACGCCACAGCGCCGCCUCUGCCCUGUGUGAACGAUCCCUCAGAGAUCAUGUGAUCAGAGCCGCUCUCAGGUGGCGGCGGGAAUCACAUCAUGACCGGACAAUUGCCGACUCGUUAACCCCUUCAUAUAAGGCCCAUGAGGCGGGGCUGCUCUAUAGUGUUAGUGUUGUAGAUGUGUUUUACUUGAGCAGGGUCUCGCUCGUCUUGACAUGGCAGCCAGGGCUGAGACUUUCUCUACAUUUCUUGGUUUCUCACAAGGCUUCUCCUUGGUCCAGGCUCCCAACUACUCAACAAUGCAUCUAGAAAUCGAAGCUGCUGUCAACUUCCUCGUUAAGAUUCUAAGUUUGAGGAAGACUCUGAAGCGGGGUCAGCUGGAUGCUUUGGGCGAGAACCUCAUGUGCUUACUGUGGGAGCGAUACCAAGGACACUGGUACCCGGACAUGCCAUUCAAGGGACAAGCCUACAGGUGUAUUCGCAUUAAUUCCUGGCAAUAUGUUGAUGAGUCUUUGCUUCAGGCCUGUGGAAGAUCUGGUAUAGAAUACUCAAAGCUUCCUCUCCCAGACGAGAUGACCCUCUGGAUUGAUCCAUUUGAAGUCUGUGGAAGGUUUGGAGAACACACAGAUUACUUCACAAUUGCCACAUUUGAACAUAUGACAGUAAUGGAGCCCAUUGACUAUGAAGAAAAGGCAACGUCGGACUAUUCCUCCGAGGGCCCUUCAUCAGGGGCAAUGUCUGAAAACUCAUCUGAUGACGAAGCGUCUGGAGAAAAAGCCACCACUAGACUCUCACCAGAUGAAGCCAUCGGACUGUCCUCUACAGACGGGACUCCAGUGAGUGAGUUGUUGGCCUCUGAAACCACAAGGGACACCGGUUCAGACACUGAUGAAAACGUUGCCCAAGAGACAAAAGUAUUGGAAGAAAAUGGGAGUGACCAAAGUUCUGUGCUCUUGUAGUACGUUGGUCUUGGCGCAGCCCUGUACCACUUUUUUUUUAACCCUUUUUUAGGACUGAGACUAGACUUGAGCUUGAUCCAAGAUGCCAAAGAAUGGGAUACAAUUCUAUAACGGAGCACUUGAUACAGGAGAGUUAUGUUAAUGGUUGUCGUUAGUAUAGAUGAAUUGGACUUGCUCCUGAUCUACCCUACGUCUAGGCUGGAAUUUU
This is a messenger RNA of Hyla sarda, 1311 nucleotides long. Its product is annotated as protein BTG3-like. Gene Ontology annotation, biological process: negative regulation of mitotic cell cycle; negative regulation of cell population proliferation. NCBI's taxonomy places the organism in Eukaryota, Metazoa, Chordata, Amphibia, Anura, Hylidae. Bases 360 to 1103 code for a protein of 247 amino acids. The transcript is spliced from 4 exons. Gene Ontology annotation, cellular component: cytoplasm; nucleus. The record is from RefSeq and is a predicted model, not a curated record.